AACUGAAAAAAAAGGGUCACGAAAGACCAAGCAGGAAGAAACAAAAAAGAAACAAGUACCUAGGAGGCGGCCACUGAUGAGCAAGCCUGUGGAUGACGUAUACUUGACAUGGUAUUAUGAGCGGCCAUCCUAUGAUGUGGAAGAGGCUGUGGGUAUGCUAAAGAAAUUUCAGGAACUGGACUUCACUCACCCCCAACAGUAUGUCUAUAUUAACGUAUUCCUAGAUAUGGCACUACAGAAGAAGAAAAAAGUGGAUCCAUUUGCAAGCACUGUUCUUCUUCCAUAUCGCUUUACAGAUGAAACGAAUAAGGUCUUGGUUUUCACAGAGAAUGAGCAAGAAGCUGAAAUAGCUCGAGAGAAUGGAGCUGCUGUUGUGGGAGGAGUUGAAUUAAUCAAAUGGAUUUUGGAAGAUGAAAUUCAAGUGGACUUCUAUGUAGCUGUUCCUGCAAUAAUGCCUAAGCUAAUACCGUUAAGGAACAAACUAAGACGAAAAUACCCAAGCACAAAAAGAAAUUCCCUGGGCCAUGAUAUUCCCAAAAUGCUGCAACUCUAUAGAGAAUGUCUUGAGUAUGAGGUAGAAGACGAGCGUUUGAUCAAGACAAGAAUAGCAAGAGUAAAUCUACCUAAAAAAUAUCUGCAAAUUGAACUUGUUGUAAAGUUUUUGCUUGUAUAG
Molecule: messenger RNA, 673 nt
Organism: Cariama cristata (Red-legged seriema)
Lineage: Eukaryota; Metazoa; Chordata; Aves; Cariamiformes; Cariamidae
Gene: MRPL1
Product: mitochondrial ribosomal protein L1
Exons: 6
Source: RefSeq, a predicted model, not a curated record